Didymodactylos carnosus is the source of this 1569-nucleotide messenger RNA. Lineage: Eukaryota; Metazoa; Rotifera; Eurotatoria; Philodinida; Philodinidae. The record is from the annotation of a GenBank genome assembly.
AUGUUAAGUACAUGCGAGCUAAACGCAAUUCGUUAUCGUCGUCAAGUUGCAAACGAUGGACUGAUAAAUCCAAAUUUUAAACCGGGCACGGGUUCAGUGUUUCAAGGAUCAAAUAAUAAUAAAAAUAUAGUUGACCAACAAUAUCCACCGCCAUCUGGUUACAUCAGUAAUAUAAAUUAUGAUAAUCAGAAGCAACAAUAUUUUGACAAUAAUAAUCAACAACAGCCUCCAAUAUACAAUAAUCAACUGCAACAGGCUUCUCUUAAUAAUCCUCUUCAGAAUUAUAAUCAACAACAGCCUCCAAUAUACAAUAAUCAACAGCAACAGUCUUCUCUUAAUAAUCCUCCUCAGAAUUUUGGACCUGUUCAACAGGACCAAUACCUUAAUCUGCCCACUGAUCGUCGUCCCCAACAGAAGCAACAAUUAUCAAGAGAUGGUAAUUUUCAACCAGAUCCUCAACAACGAAUUAAUCAACAGCAACUACCUAGCUACCAAAAUUACCCCCAACAAGGUCAACAACAGCAGCAACAACAAUUUCCUGGUCCCUCGCAAUCACGACUUAUUAAUCAACAAGAACCAUUGAAUGCUAAUCAACAACAAGUUCCAAAAGUGAUAAACAAUCAACAAGUGCCGAAUUUUAAUCCAAACGUUCAGAACUUCCCUCAAAAUCCUGUAAAUAAACAACAAUCACAACAAUUGCAGCAAAACUAUCCAAGUGAUGGUAUACAAACGAACAAUCAACAACAACAACAACGAGUUCCACCUAUUUAUACUGAUUCACAAAAUUUUCCUCUACAACAACAACCACCUCCUCAAAAUGAUCGAUCGAAUCCAGGCUAUCAACCUUCAAACGUCGAUAACAAGGGAGGGAAUGUGUUUGCAAAAAGUAAAGGAAUCUAUCGAUCUGGCAAUUUUCAACCAUCACCAUUGGUUUCAAAUGGGUGGUUUAAUACUAAUAACGAGAAAUGGCUUUUGAGUAAUGGAUACUUCGUGGGUGAUAGUCAAGGUCCAAUGAGUUUAAUGGACAAAACAAAAAAUGUUGGUUCAACUGGUGGCCAAUUAAUAAUGUCAAAAUUGGCAAAAACUUUUCUUAGCAAAGGAGAAAAAACUUAUCCAAAAUAUGCGACUUCAAAAGGGCGUGGAUCGGCUUGUAUAAAUUCAGAUAAUUUUGAUGGUUUUACUUAUGGAUCUUUUCCUUGUCCAUUAUCGGAUACUGAUUCGAAUGCCAUAUUUUGUUGCGGUCCAAAAAAUCGUCAAUAUUGCUGUAAUACACAAGAAUAUAGUGCUGAACAACGCUAUCGUAUUGAUGGACGUUCAGCAAAAGCUGUAAAAGUAAACAGAUCCAAAACAGUCGCUUUGGCUACCGUGCUACCAAUACUCGCCGUAUUACUGAUUAUUGGCAUUGGUACAGUUGUUAUUAUGAAAUAUUUGAGAUCGAAUAGGGCUAAAACAUAUGGUCGAUACAACACCCAUACAGGUUCUUCAUCGUCUCAUAAAUCGGAUCAAAGUCAGCCAUUAAAUGCAGCCAAUGCAUUUCCAGAGUAUGAACGGCAACCAGACGCCCCGUGA